CACACUUUACAAUUAGUGAUCAAACCCGCACUUGAUCUCCCAAAUAUCGCAAAAAUCAUCGGAAAAUGCAGGAAGCUUGUGGGGCAUUUCAAGCAUUCCACGACUUUAGCUGCAGAACUAUCCAAGCGGCAGAAGCUACUGGGGAUUCCUGUUCACGAUUUGAUUCAGAACGUACCGACUAGAUGGAAUUCCGCACAACAGAUGAUGCAGCGUUUGACUGAACAAAGACGCGUCCUUACCGAUAUCAUGCUUGACGAUAAAGUCACUAAGAAGGAGUUUUCUCUACUUCUUUUAAAGGACCAUGAAUGGGAACUUAUCGACCAAUUAUCUAAUUUUUUGAAGGACUUUGCAGAAGUCACAACCUACAUGAGUACAGAAACGCAUGUAUCCAUUUCUCAAAUCUAUCCGAUUGUUUGUGGGCUCCUUCGGCGAAUUGAUGAUUUUUCUGGGGACAUGGAAAGUAAUAACAUACACAGAGUUCGCGAAACUGUUAAAGAUGAGCUAUUGCGUCGUUACAAGCCUACAUCUAAGGAUACUGCCAAAUCGAUCGCGAUGGUCGCUUCUUUCCUAGACCCCCGGUACAAAAACUUGAAGUUCUUAUCUAAGGAUCAGAGAAAUAUUACGAGAAGUGAAAUAGAGUCUCUGUUGGAUGAUCUGCCCCUUAGCGACACCGCUAAAUCUGUAGAGCCACCAACAAAAAGGAUUCGGCGGCCAAGUGGUAUUGAAUUCCUUACAAAAUUUUCACCUGAGAAAGACGUUAAUGACCGGGAAAACGAACUUGAUAUUUACAUCGGCGAGGAGUUAGAAUCUAUCGAAGACCCUCUUUCGUGGUGGCGGGGAAACGAAAACAAAUUUCCAUCGAUCGCUAAACUGGCAAGAAAAUUUCUUGGCUCCCCAGCAACAUCAGUGCCAUCAGAACGCAUAUUUUCUUCGGCCGGAUUACUCGUAUCAAAAUUGAGAGAUCGUCUGUCUUCAGACACUGUUGACAAAAUCAUAUUCCUGAACAAAAACUGUUGACUUUCCAUU
This is a messenger RNA of Saccostrea echinata, 1026 nucleotides long. Its product is annotated as E3 SUMO-protein ligase ZBED1-like. Lineage: Eukaryota; Metazoa; Mollusca; Bivalvia; Ostreida; Ostreidae. The coding region runs from base 202 to 1017 and encodes 271 amino acids. The transcript has a single exon. The record is from RefSeq and is a predicted model, not a curated record. Gene Ontology annotation, molecular function: protein dimerization activity.